Anopheles marshallii is the source of this 3705-nucleotide messenger RNA. RefSeq names its product E3 ubiquitin-protein ligase CBL (gene Cbl). Gene Ontology annotation, molecular function: phosphotyrosine residue binding; ubiquitin protein ligase activity; SH3 domain binding. NCBI's taxonomy places the organism in Eukaryota, Metazoa, Arthropoda, Insecta, Diptera, Culicidae. The coding region runs from base 1 to 3705 and encodes 1234 amino acids. The transcript has 8 exons. Gene Ontology annotation, biological process: cell surface receptor signaling pathway; negative regulation of epidermal growth factor-activated receptor activity. The record is from RefSeq and is a predicted model, not a curated record. Gene Ontology annotation, cellular component: plasma membrane; membrane raft.
AUGGCGGCCACUAACCGGGCGCGGCCACAGCCCCGCGCCAACAUAUCCUUCUUCUCGAAGAUCCAAGGCAAGAUAAGCGAUGCGUGCGCACAGCAGAAGUUUCUCACCGACAAGAAAACGCUGGAAAAAACGUGGAAGCUGAUGGACAAGGUGGUGAAGCUGUGCCAGCAGUCGAAGAUGAACCUUAAGAACAGCCCGCCAUUCAUACUGGACAUCCUGCCGGACACGUAUCAGCGGCUGCAUCUGAUCUACUCCAAGUAUGAGGAUCAGAUGCAUCUGUUGCACUCGAACGAGCACUACAACAUCUUCAUCAACAAUUUGAUGCGCAAGUGCAAGCAGGCGAUCAAACUGUUUAAGGAGGGCAAGGAGAAGAUGUUCGACGAGAAUUCCCACUACAGGCGGAACCUGACCAAGCUGAGUUUGGUCUUUUCGCACAUGCUGUCCGAGCUGAAGGCCAUCUUCCCGAAUGGGUUGUUCGCAGGCGAUCAGUUCCGCAUCACCAAGGCGGAUGCGGCCGAAUUUUGGAAGACGCGUUUCGGCAACAGCACGCUCGUACCGUGGAAGCUGUUCCGGUUCGAGCUAUCCUUAGUGCAUCCGAUCUCCUCCGGGCUGGAAGCGAUGGCGCUUAAAACCACCAUAGACUUAACGUGCAAUGAUUAUAUAUCAAAUUUUGAAUUUGAUGUGUUUACAAGGCUGUUUCAACCCUGGAAUACGUUGCUGCGAAAUUGGCAAAUCCUUGCUGUGACCCAUCCGGGCUACGUAGCUUUCCUAACCUACGACGAAGUCAAAGCACGCUUACAAAAGUAUAUCACUAAGGCUGGUAGUUAUGUUUUCAGAUUAUCCUGCACACGGUUAGGGCAGUGGGCGAUAGGGUACGUAACGCAAGAGGGUGAAAUACUGCAGACGAUUCCGCAGAAUAAGUCAUUAUGUCAAGCUUUACUAGAUGGCCAUAGGGAAGGAUUCUAUCUGUACCCCGAUGGUAAACCGAACAAUCCGGACCUUUCGUUCGCCGUGCAGAGUCCGCUCGAAGACCAUAUCACCGUGACGCAGGAACAGUAUGAGCUGUACUGUGAAAUGGGAAGCACCUUCCAACUGUGCAAAAUCUGUGCGGAAAAUGAUAAGGACAUUCGCAUCGAACCGUGUGGCCAUCUGCUUUGCACACCCUGCCUAACGGCCUGGCAGGUGGACUCGGAGGGACAGGGCUGUCCGUUCUGUCGGGCGGAAAUCAAGGGCACGGAACAGAUCGUGGUCGACGCGUUCGAUCCAAAGCGACAGCACAAUCGCAAUUCGGCGAAUGGACGCCAGCAGCUACAGAACGACGAUCACGAUGACGAUACGGAGGACGAUUUCAAUAUUGCCACCUCAUCCCUGCACGCGCUGAGCAACAGCAUGACGCUGGCACGCAACAACAACGACAAGCAAAGUCCGCACUCAUCGCCCCGUCUGCCCCGACGCCAGCAGCAGCAACAACAGCCACAACAGCAACCGCCAUCUUCGUGUCAACCGAUCACACAGGCACCGUCGGCACCGGUGCUAUCCGGUAGUGACAUCUAUGCCGGCGGCCCCUCAUCAAUGCUGCUCGUGGGGAUGUCGACCCCGGCACAGCACGCCACCGGCCACAGUGGGAAUAUGGUUGCGAACGCACCAGCAGCAACUGCUGUCGGUACCUGCAACUCCUGUCCCGGGCCUCACGCAUCCUCCAACACGUCUUCAUCCUCGUCGUCGUCCGCAUCGUCCACGACCACUUCCUCGUCCUCGCCCUCCUCCUCUUCCUCUACCUCCUCCACUUCUUCCUCAUCAUCAACCACGUCCUCGUCCUCGUCCUCGUCAUCUUCAACCGCCUGUCCCGGAAACGCCGGGAUGUCGUCGGCACCAGUCGCAACCUCACACCCUGCCCUCAGCUCCCCAGCGGCCAUUGCUGCGGCUGCGGCAGCAUCAGCACCACCGCUAGCAGCGGCCACCGUAUCUCACACGGUCAACGGCAACCUGGCGACACACACCAACAUUUCGCUCAGUAGCUGCGGCACCAACAGCCCCAACACCCACAACAACCUGGUGAAGUGUAACAAAUCUUCCUCCUCUUCCCUUCUACCGCAGGGUGGCGGAGUUGCUGGUGGUGCCGCCUCCUGUACCGGGUCUCACCAGCAACACCAGCCCGCUAACCGGUUGAGCGCCCCCGUAAGCAGUGCGGUCGGGUCCGGUAACUCACCGAGCAGCUAUCUCAUCCUGAAGGCACUCAACAAGGCCCUCUCAAGCGAAACGACUGCCAGCUGCCAGGGUGGAUCGAUGGAGUCGAUCUACCAGCACGGGUAUCGGCAGUGUACGACGACCCCACCACCACUGCCACCGCGCAAGUCCUCACCGGGCAUAUUAGCCGGGAGUGCGGGUGGACCUGCCGAUGUUCGACUGCCGAAGUCGUCCGCCUGUGGCAAUCGUGCGAUCUCCGGCCCAUCGGCGCAACACCUGCAACCGAACGCAGCUCGACCUUCGGGGCAAAUAAAUGGUGCAUCGAGUAUGGGCAACCUGGCGAACCAUACGUCCGGUGGGCUACAUCUUAGUCGCAGUUCGGAGAAUCUCCCAUCGUUGGCAACCUGCCAGCAGCAACCACCGCCACCACCCGUUCCCAAACAUCAGAAUAUCGUUGUGACGGCACAGGAGCAACACCACACGGCGACUUGCCCGUGUUCCAGCUCGCAGCAGCAACAACCGGCACCAGUGACGAUAACCGAUCCAUUCGCCGCCGGUGAUGGCGGCACGGAUAAGGUGAUCGUUGGUCCAGCGGAAACAAUCGUCGGUAUUAUCGACACGAGACCACCCGAGGCACGGCAUCCGAUCAUACUGAAGGUGGACGAAAAGUCGGACCAAAGUUUGAUCCUAACCGCCGCCCUAACGCCCAACAACGUGUACCAGUUUAAGCCGACGAGUGCGUCGGUCAGCACCAACAACCUGAACGGGCUCGUCACGGUACAAACAGCACUUGGUGAGCAAGUUACCAGCAGUAGCGCAGGAGAGUCAACGCCAACAGUCUGCACAACAUCGUCGAUCCAGUACAAACCAGCUCCGGCACAACCGCAACCAACACCCCAGCGCCAGCCACAGCCCCAACCACGAACACAGUUUACGCAACCACAACAACCCACGUCCGCAGCUGGAGCACCUGCGACGACUCCCUCGAAUAACCAUCAGCGACAUCAGUCGCUACCGGCCAACAGUGCAGCCGUCGGUGCAAAGAUCCUUCCGCAUCCACCCUCCAAGUCGAUCACCUCCACACAGCUGGCCGCAUCCGCCGGUGUUGGUCGAUCGGCUACCUCCUCCAGCAGCAGCAGCAGUGCCGGUGGCCAUCCGCUGGUGUACGAGAACGUCAACCUAGCAUCGAGUGGUGCGCUGAAAGAGUGCUCCAGUAAUCGGCACGGGAUGGCCGCCGGUGGUGGCGUCUGCACUAGCAACACUACCACCAGCAGUAACAACAACCAUCUUGCGAAUUUUAGCGGCGGUGGAGGUGGGCCUUCGCUCAGCUCGGCCCUCAACAACAACAACAACCCGAACGUACCGUACGAGAACAUCAACCUGGAGUACAUCGCACGGCUAAUGCAGGAAGGCUACUCGAAGGAGAACGUCAUCACGGCGCUCGGUAUCUCGCGCAACAACAUCGAGAUGGCGUGCGACAUACUGCACGAGUUUGUCAGCAAAAGUGGAGGUGGUUGA